This is a messenger RNA of Mycena citricolor, 2377 nucleotides long. The record is from the annotation of a GenBank genome assembly. Lineage: Eukaryota; Fungi; Basidiomycota; Agaricomycetes; Agaricales; Mycenaceae.
GCGUUGACAAGCAGCUGGGACAGCGACAGACUGUAGUGAGCCACUCGCACUGGCAUCUAUCCGAAUCGGAAAACGGCGCGCAUAACUGAUAGAUCAGGCGGACGGUGGUAAAACGGAUGUUCUGGGUCCAGGCUGGCCCAGGCUCCGAGGUGGCGCUCGCUCGAAGAGGAUGUGAGUGGCAAGAGCGUACACAUGAUGUAUGUACUGCCAGUGAGCACUCUUCAUGGGUUCAUUGAAACGUGCGAGAUGCCGGGAAGCUAAAACACGGUGCCUCGCCAUCGCCUUGCCUUUAAUUACGUGGGAGGAAAUGAAGGGCGAGAUGCAGGAUCAACCCCGUCAAGUAGCCUCGUAUGACGAGCUUCAAGCGAUUUCGAAGCGGCGGGAUGGAUGGGAGACGGUCACGUUUGAUGGAUCAGGUUAUUUGGUCAGCCGAUCACAAUCCGCUAACAGUCGCAAGAGUGCUUGUACUUGUACUUACUUGUACCUGCGCACGACGCUGCUUCCCUGUCGUGUAUAUCACGGCCCCUCUUUCCACCUCCCACCCCGCACUCUUCCCCUCUUCUCACCCCGCACGCCCUGAUUCCGUGUAAACUCUUUCAAAGUUUCGCACAUCGCAGUGAUCACCACUAGGCCUCCCCCGCCUGAUCACGAUCCACCCUCCCGGACCUUGUAACCACUCUUGCACUCACCCAAUUACACGACCGACUAUGAUUCGCUUCGACUCUUUGUCACCGGAAGUCAUGCAGGCGAUGUGCACCCCCAUGCACGAGAUCCUCCCGCGCGCGGCGAUGCCCUCGCCCCCGCCUCACCCUCCACGGGCUUCAGGCGCGCUCUAUCUUGGCUCGCUCUCCGCCGUCAACGACCACGCGCUGCUCCGCCAACACGGCGUCACGCAUCUCGUGCAGGCGAUCGAGGCCUCGUGGGCGCCCCCAUGCCGCCCGGAGGACGGCUUCAGCGCUUAUUCGAUUGAUAUACGAGAUAAAGAGACCGUCGACAUCGCCCCCUACCUCGAGGCCGCGUGUAUCUGGAUUGAGAAGGCGCUGAGCAGGGGCGAGGGCGUGCUCGUGCACUGCCAACAGGGUGUCUCCCGUUCGCCGUCCAUCAUCAUUGCGUACCUCAUCCGUAAUCACGGCAUGAGCUAUGAUGCUGCCUUGGCACAUGUCAAGCGGAGACGUGCUUGUGCGAAGCCCAAUCCCGGGUUCGCACGGGCGCUCAUGGAGUGGGAGGCCAUGUGGAAAGCACGACCUGGGAUGAUGCGGAGGUUUACCGCGUAGAGCGUUCCAUGCCGCUGUAUCAGUAUCACCUCUCUAGCGAGGCCCCGUUCGGCCUUGUUCAAAAGCCUUUACCAACACGUUCAUUCGCUCUUGUUUCUUCUUUUUGGGCAUUCCGAUCGACAUCCAGCCACCAUUCGUCCCCCAUCCUUCGUCCUCUUACCCUCAUCAUCCUUUGGAAUCCUUCUACUUUCUAUUGUACCUCACGUAUCUAUGACCGCUAGUUACACACAGCCGGACUUUCGCUCAUUAUCCGUCAUUCUUCCCACGUAACCCUCACCCCUGCUCCACGGCAUCUCCUUCCGUUCCCUCGCACGGCAUCCGCUGUCGCACCUCAUCCCUCGGCCAUCCCCCCGCAUCUGGGCCUCGUCCAUUUGCCUUUAGCCUCGAUUGCAGUCGGCGAAGGUUCCUCGAGCUCAGGCACCCCCGGAUCAGUCGCUGGCCAGCCUGCGAAGCAUCCCAAGGAUCAUUCAUCGCGUCAUCUUUCGGGCCCGAUGGACAUGAUCUCAUCUGUGUCGUUGGCAGACCUGUGAUGAUUGGGUACGCAACGUUGGAGCUCGUCCAUCUCCGUCCUAGAUCUCCUACCUCCGUUUCACCUCUCCCCUGCUCCAUCUACAUGCGACAUACCUACCACUACACUACACACACCCUCGCCCCCUCCGCCCUCCUCGCUCUGUUUUACUCGCUUGUCGCACCCUUUGGGCUGUUGUUGUCAUUUUCUGGAUCUCCUUUAAACUAUCUUCCUGCUGAUCUUAUUUCGGCCGGCCUGUAACAGGCAUUUUAACUCUGCGUGAGAGAAAGAGGGAUAUCCGAUUCCUUGGAUCACGCUGUAUUGCCUAAGCUGUUCUGGGGACCUCAUGUCGGUAUCGAUCAGUGAAGGAACCCUCGUCUAUAGACUACGAACUCGUGUGUGUGAGUAAUUCGCUGGCCACAAUAUUUUACAGAGCCAUGGCUACUUCUCACAUGAAGACCGCGUAUCCUGUACAAUAUACAUCUGUAGUGACACGAACUCUGCAUGAAACGACGCAUCAGCGUCUCACCCUAACCAUAGUCUCCCUAAGGCAUCCGCUGCGAUUCAGCACGCUCGUGCCUCACAGGCUGAUCUG